AUGGGCCUCUCAAUUUGCUCUGAACGUUGCUUAAGCCCUGUCUCUCUCAAACACAGCACCGGCAACCCGCACGAGGUGGAAACGGGCGGCGUGAUGGGCCUCUCAAUUUGCUCUGAACGUUGCUUAAGCCCUGUCUCUCUCAAACACAGCACCGGCAACCCGCACGAGGCGGAAACGGGCGGCGUGAUGGGCCUCUCAAUUUGCUCUGAACGUUGCUUAAGCCCUGUCUCUCUCAAACACGCACCGGCAACCCGCACGAGACGGAAACGGGUGGCCACCGGCGACCCGCACGAGACGGAGAUGGACAGCGUGAUGGUCCUCACAAGCGACGCCUACUACGUCACCGACUACGACGAGACCUCCGACCGCCUGCUGUCUGUGCAGCGCGUGCCACUCGCCGAUGUCACCUCGGUGGAGCUGGGGACUUUAGACUCUAACUCAACGAUCUUCGGCGUCGGGCGCAAGUCCGCCGGCGAGACGACGCACUGCAUCCGCAUCAACUACAAGUACAACGGCGAGCCGGGCUACUUCCACAUGUUCCGCUCCACCACGCUGCGCUUCUUCAACAACAUGGCGGUGGUGAUAAACACGCGCGACGAGAUGAUCGAAUCUCUACAUUCAAUCUGCGAGUCGUUAAUGGUGGCUCGAGACGUCGCUAAGUUGCCCCCCGUACCUUUCCACGACGGUGUGAAAUUGGAGAGGAAGAAAUCCAAGGUGCACGGCGGCCUGUCGGGCGUCACUGGUGGGGCGCGGUCCGCCCUCUACUUGGACGUAUCGCGGCUCCCGUCACUCACGAGGAAUGUGAGCGAGACGCAGCUAGUGGCGGACAUACGGAGCGUCGGAUCCAAAGCCUUGACCAACAUGACGGAGCAGUUCAGCAGGCUGAACAAACUGAGCCACACCCUCAACGCGAAAGCGAGGCCCAGCCUCCAGCUGAAGUUCGACCAGGGCGCCUCUCGCACCAAGAAGAUGUUCACGGUCGGCCUGAGCAGGGGUGACAGGAAGAAGGGCAGCCAGUCGGACGGCAUGAGCUCCGAGUGCUCGUCCGAUGACGAGGGCCGGACGAACAUCUUCGAGCCGACCCUGGACAACUUCGAGAACAGCCAGCACUACAUCGGCGACAAGCCCGACGCGGGCGGCGCCGAGAACGAGAACGACUGCGAUCUCAUCGAGAACCCGUUGUACUCGUCGAGGAUCGAACCCGCCGAAGUGGCGGACCCGAUGCCGCAGCUAAUCGCCGAGCGGUCGACCACCAGAACGCCGAACGCCGUCGCCAAGCGGAACCCCUUCGACUCUGAAGCCACACCGACGCCCCAGAUACUAAUCGAGCCCGGUUCGAAGCCGGCGCCGCCAAGCACCCUACUCCUCGCGCAGAAGCUCUCGCACAGCUCCAGCGAUGUCAACUACGAGGAAGCCGAGGGGCCCAGAGAGGCCGCCGGCUGCCCAAGGUCCAGCUCCCAGCACGAGAUGGGCCUGAACAUCAGCCAGUCGCACAGCGAGUCGGCGCUGAGGCUGAGGGGCAUCGCCAGCCCCGUCUCGUCCGCCACCAGGGAGAUGGUGCUGUCGCCGCUCUCCAAGUUGGCCAAGGGCGUCCAGACCUUGGGCGCCAACCUGGACCCGAGAAAGAUCAAGGCAUCAGGCUCAGUUAAACAGAUAUCCGAGCAACAAUAUGAGGAACACAAGAAACUCCAAGAAAAAUGGUAUGGAUGCAACACUCGACUCAUCGCAUUG
This is a messenger RNA of Iphiclides podalirius (scarce swallowtail), 1731 nucleotides long. The record is from the annotation of a GenBank genome assembly. NCBI's taxonomy places the organism in Eukaryota, Metazoa, Arthropoda, Insecta, Lepidoptera, Papilionidae.